Molecule: messenger RNA, 1112 nt
Organism: Culicoides brevitarsis
Lineage: Eukaryota; Metazoa; Arthropoda; Insecta; Diptera; Ceratopogonidae
Gene: SelR
Product: methionine-R-sulfoxide reductase B1
Exons: 5
Coding region: 158-736 (192 amino acids)
Biological process (GO): protein repair; response to oxidative stress
Cellular component (GO): cytoplasm
Molecular function (GO): peptide-methionine (R)-S-oxide reductase activity
Source: RefSeq, a predicted model, not a curated record
AAAAAAAAUUAAAAACAAAACAAAAUUAAUUUUCCGGAACAAAAAUUAAAAUUUCACAAAAAAUCGAAGGAAAAAUCACAAAAAAAUAUUUUUUAAAUAAAAAAUUGACAAGAAACACACGAAAUUACGUGUGACCAACGAGGAUCAAUUACAGGGCAUGUUAAAAUUUAUUCGACCUUCCAUACGGAUUUUAGAAGUCAUCAAAGCGCCGCAACGAAUCUCGCCAAAAAGGAUCGUUUUCAAGCCUUUCCAGCAACAAAAUCGACAUUUUUCAGAUAACAAAAACAAAAGCAACGCGGAAAAAAUGUCUUACAGCAAGGAAGAAUUAAAGAAGAGACUGACGCCGAUACAGUAUGCCGUGACACAAGAAGCAGGGACUGAAAGGCCUUUUUCAGGAAAAUACGACAAACACUACGAAUCGGGCAUGUACCGCUGCAUCGUCUGUAACGAAGACCUUUUUGCAUCAAAAACGAAAUUUGACGCUGGUUGUGGUUGGCCUGCCUUCAACGAUGUCUUAGAAAAAGGCAAAGUCAAGUUGUUGCCGGAUACCAGCAUUGCAGGAGGAAAUUUAUUAUUAAUAAUUACUGGAAAAGGUCGUCCACGCACCGAAGUGAGAUGCUCCAACUGCAACGCACAUUUGGGUCACGUGUUUGAGGAUGGACCUCCGCCAACACGCAAACGCUACUGCAUCAAUUCCGCUUCAUUGGAUUUCGUUCCUCAACCGCCUUCUUCGUAAAUGUCGUGCCGCUGCAACACACUUCCGCAUGCCAUAACUACUAACUAUUUUAACGGAAAUUUUACGGUCGUCGUAAAAAAAUCAACUAUUUUAAUAGCAACGUGUAGCUGAUAAUCAAAAAAAAAAAUCAUAAAAGUAAAUAUUGAGCAGGGUUUGAAGUCUGAAGCAGAAAAAUGCAAUCAAUCGUUGUUUAUUUUUUUUUUUAAUUUUUUUCCUAUCAAUUAAAUUUAAAAUUAUUUAUUAGACUAACAACAAAGUUGUGAAAAAAAAAAUAUUUAAAUUAAUUUUUUAUUUAUUGAGCACUUAAAUAAAUAUUUUGAAAAAAUUAAAAUACUCACAAAAAAAACCGAAAGUUGUGAAUAAAUGAUCUAAAUGU